AUGAAGCCUUUGUCGUUGAAAGGUCAUGAUCGUGCAUUAACUAGAGUUCGUAUUAAUCGAGAAGGUGAUCUAUUGUUCUCAGCUGGAAAAGAUAAAAGUCCUUGCGUGUGGUAUAUAGAAAAUGGUGAACGAAUCGGGACAUAUGAUGGUCAUAAUGGUGUGAUAUGGGAUAUCGACGUUUCUUGGGAUACGCAACAUGUCUGCUCCGCUUCUGGUGAUGUCUUCGUCAAGUUAUGGGAUUGUGAAACGGGUGAAGCGAUCAAUUCAAUUCAAACGCCAACAGCAGCUAGAUCGAUCAGUCUGUCUUACAGUGGGAAUCUGAUUGCUUUCACAACUAUAAAAAUGACUCAAAAUAUGGCUUCCCUAUGUGUAUAUGAUAAACGAGAUGGAGCACAAAUGAAAGGCGAAAAUCAGCCAACAUUUAAGAAAUCUCUUCUUACGCAGGCUAAUUCCUGUGUGUGGACUCAUUUAGACGAUACUGUGUGCAUAGGUGGUAAUGAGAAAGGAAAUAUUCAUCAAUAUGAUAUACGCAAAGCAGAUGAUAUCGUAAAUUUUAAUGAUGAAGCUCAUAAGUUUCAAAUUAAUGAUAUGCAAAUGAGUGUUGAUCAGUGUUUUUUGAUAACGGCUUCAAAAGAUAAAACAGCACGUUUAUUUGGUGCAAGAACAUUAGAUUGCUUAAAAACAUAUAAGGCUGAACGUCCAGUGAAUUCAGCUGCUAUUUCACCAACUCGAGAUCAUAUUAUUUUGGGUGGUGGUGAAGAAGCAAUGAAAGUUACUCAAACAACAACAUCUUCUGGUCACUUUGAAGCAAAGUUAUAUCAUUUAGUUUUUGAAGAGGAAUUUGCUCGUUUCAAAGGUCAUUUUGGUCCAAUAAAUACUUUGGCUUUUCAUCCAAAUGGUAAUGGUGUUAUAUCAGGUGGUGAAGAUGGCUACGUUCGUAUUCAAGAAUUCGAUUCAGAUUACCUUAAAUUUGAUUAUGAUUUCUAA
Molecule: messenger RNA, 987 nt
Organism: Thelazia callipaeda (thelaziosis nematode)
Lineage: Eukaryota; Metazoa; Nematoda; Chromadorea; Rhabditida; Thelaziidae
Source: the annotation of a GenBank genome assembly